Molecule: messenger RNA, 216 nt
Organism: Pectinophora gossypiella (pink bollworm)
Lineage: Eukaryota; Metazoa; Arthropoda; Insecta; Lepidoptera; Gelechiidae
Gene: SIFa
Product: neuropeptide SIFamide-like
Exons: 2
Coding region: 1-216 (71 amino acids)
Source: RefSeq, a predicted model, not a curated record
AUGCGUGUAACUCUUGCGUUUUGUGUCCUCGCCGUUGUCUUCUGCGUCAUCAUUGAGGGAGAAGCCAACUACAGGAAACCACCAUUCAAUGGAUCCAUUUUUGGGAAAAGAGGAAACGUUGUUGAAUACGACUCAACUGGUAGAGCUUUGAAUGCUCUUUGCGACAUAGCUAUGGAGACCUGCCAAGCAUGGUUCCAAACCAUCGAGAGUAAAUAG